This is a messenger RNA of Leishmania braziliensis MHOM/BR/75/M2904, 1518 nucleotides long. RefSeq lists its product as hypothetical. The coding region runs from base 1 to 1518 and encodes 505 amino acids. The transcript has a single exon. The record is from RefSeq and is a predicted model, not a curated record. NCBI's taxonomy places the organism in Eukaryota, Euglenozoa, Kinetoplastea, Trypanosomatida, Trypanosomatidae.
AUGCCCGGCACACAAUCGGCCGCUCCGUUCACGUCGGCGUCGACGUCGUCACUGUGGCUGCCGACGGCGCCUCAGCAGCUGGUUGAGCGCGGGCCGCAUGAUACACUUGUUCGGCAUUCCCCUUACGGUCCUUCACGGAACACCACCUACGGGUGGGGCAAUCUGUUCCAGCCCCCCAUGACCGCCACCAUUCCUGACCACCCGCGCAUUCACAUUGGAAUCAGCUCGCUGAACGGUGUGCCAACUGUCAGUCAAUCAGACAGGUCGAUGCGCAGCCUGCUGGUUCAGUACCGUAGGAAGUUCAACUGCUUGGAGCACUGCUACCCAUACCAUAGAGUAGGAGACGCGGAGACAUGGAAGACGUGGGCAGACAUGGUGAAGGACAGCAAUCUUGCCCACAGUGGCCGCAUCAAGGCAAGCGAAACGGGGCAUUGGAACCUCCGCCACACUUCAGUUGAAGGCGCCGUUACUGCCGGCAUCGCCGCUGCAGAAGCGCCGCCGUUGCGCUCUUUCCGCGUCAAUCCAAGCCGCUUCUCGUACACCAUCAAGGCGAACAACCUCCUUACUCACGUCAAGCAACUGCAGAUGGAUGACGCAGAGGUGCUGAGUCAUGUGCAGGUAUUUUUCCGAGAGUUAUGUCCGCUGCUGGAGCCGUUUUUAGGCCCUGUCCUGCUGCAGCUACCGCCGUCCUUUGGGUACUCCGUGUCUAACAUGCAGCGAUUCACUAGGCUGCAUCAGCUGCUCUCUCAAGAAGAGGUUCUGUUGCAAGAGACAACGCUGCGGCCGUCCAAGGAUGCGUCGUCUUCAGACACCUCCUCGACGCCAGCACCUUCCACAUGUACGCUGCGGAGGCAGCGACGCCUCCGCGUCGCUGUGGAGUUCCGAAACCGCUCGUGGUACCGCGAGGAGACGUUCGCCCUUCUGCGCUCCUUUCGCUGGGCACUUGUGGUGGCGCAUCACCACGACGACCCGACGUACUCGCAUGUAGUGGAUACCGGUGCGGGAUUUCUCUACGUCCGCCUACAUGGGCCGCUGGGGCGCAACGUGGGCGACUACGGUCCUUUGGCGAUGCGAAUGUGGGCAGAGAAGAUGCUGCAGUACCUUCAUCCAGCAGGGUUCCCUGCUGGCGGUGGCACGACGAGUGCAACACCAGACGAAACGGCGCGUGAAGUGUUUGUGUUCCUGAACAACAGCGACUCCAAUGUAGGCGGCACGACAAGUUCUGUUGUGGAUGCAACAUGUCUUGCUGAGCAGAUGCGACGUCUGCUUCAGUGCGCAUCCUCGUCAACACCUCCCGUCAAAACUGUGGCUGCUCCACCAGCCUCGCGUGUGGGUGCCAGGCAGCCACCAGUCAUGGUGUGCGUCGAGGCGGGAGCUUCGUUUACGGAGACAAAAGACAACCACCGCACCUCGCUCACUCAAGACGUGCAGAGCGAGGCGGACACUUCACCAUCUAAGCGACAACGCACUGAGCCGCGAAGCAGCGGUGCGUGCGACGACGCGAUUGUGAUCGAUUAG